Oncorhynchus tshawytscha (Chinook salmon) is the source of this 3908-nucleotide messenger RNA. RefSeq names its product SWI/SNF-related matrix-associated actin-dependent regulator of chromatin subfamily A member 5-like. Gene Ontology annotation, cellular component: nucleus; chromatin. The record is from RefSeq and is a predicted model, not a curated record. The transcript has 23 exons. Gene Ontology annotation, biological process: nucleosome organization; regulation of transcription by RNA polymerase II. Bases 215 to 3313 code for a protein of 1032 amino acids. Lineage: Eukaryota; Metazoa; Chordata; Actinopteri; Salmoniformes; Salmonidae. Gene Ontology annotation, molecular function: DNA binding; ATP hydrolysis activity; ATP-dependent chromatin remodeler activity.
CAAAGCGGAACCUUUGUGAACGCGGGUAGCGGGGAAAGGAAGCUAGCGAAUGAAUCACUUGUAGCCAGCCAGUUUCUUUCAUAAUAAACAGUAGGACUAUAGCAGCGUAUUUUCUGAAAUAAAGUUUUUGAAAACCAUAUCUGCCAUUUAUAGGCGGACGAAGUAAUCGAAUAAACAGACGAUCUGUUUAAAUCGAGUAAGAAAUUCGGUAGCAAUGUCCGAGACUGGAAACGGCGUGGAGCUGCGGAAAGAGCAAGCAGUUGAACUUGAAGAAACCGGAGGAGUGGAGGAAAAGGAUGAUGUGUCAGAGGCAAGCAAGGAGGAGUCUUCUGAAGCCGGACAGGAUGCCCAAGAUGAGGACCCCUCUUCAUCUACAGCGCCAGCCUAUGAGGAGAAAGUGGCAUCAGACCGGACCAACAGAUUUGAGUACCUACUGAAGCAGACAGAGGUGUUUGCCCAUUUCAUCCAACCUGCGGCCCAGAAAACCCCCACCUCCCCGCUCAAGAUGAAGCCAGGGCGCCCUCGUGUCAAGAAGGACGAGAAACAGAAUCUCCUCUCGGUCGGAGAUAACCGUCAUCGUCGCACAGAGCAGGAAGAGGAUGAAGAGCUGCUGAGCGAAAGCAGCAAGACCACCAACGUCUGCACCCGCUUCGACGAAUCUCCCUCCUUUGUAAAAGGGGGUACAAUGAGAGACUACCAGGUCCGUGGUCUGAACUGGCUCAUCUCUCUGUACGAGAACGGAAUCAACGGGAUCCUUGCUGAUGAAAUGGGUUUGGGUAAGACCCUGCAGACGAUCUCUCUGCUGGGGUACAUGAAGCACUACAGGAGCAUCCCCGGGCCCCACAUGGUGCUGGUGCCCAAGUCCACCCUGUACAACUGGAUGAACGAGUUCAAACGUUGGGUCCCCUCCCUCAAAGCAGUCUGCCUCAUCGGAGACCGAGAGCAGAGGAAUGCCCUGAUCAGAGAUGUGCUGCUGCCAGGGGAGUGGGAUGUGUGUGUCACCUCUUACGAGAUGCUCAUCAUAGAGAAGGCCGUGUUCAAGAAGUUUAACUGGAGGUACCUAGUCAUCGACGAGGCCCACAGGAUCAAGAACGAAAAGUCAAAGCUGUCUGAGAUAGUGCGUGAAUUCAAGACCACCAACCGUCUGCUGCUAACCGGCACCCCGCUGCAGAACAACCUCCACGAGCUCUGGGCCCUGCUCAACUUCCUGCUGCCAGACGUCUUCAACUCCUCUGAGGACUUUGACUCUUGGUUUGACACCAACAAUUGUCUGGGGGAUCAGAAGUUGGUGGAACGUCUUCACACUGUACUGCGUCCUUUCCUGCUGCGUCGUAUCAAGAAUGAGGUGGAGAAGUCUCUGCUGCCUAAGAAAGAGAUCAAGAUGUACGUGGGGCUGAGUAAGAUGCAGAGAGAAUGGUACACCAAGAUCCUGAUGAAGGACAUAGACAUCCUGAACUCUGCAGGGAAGAUGGACAAGAUGCGCCUGCUCAACGUCUUGAUGCAGCUGAGGAAGUGCUGCAACCACCCGUACCUGUUUGACGGGGCCGAGCCCGGCCCGCCUUACACCACCGACCUGCACCUGGCCGUCAACAGCGGCAAGAUGGCCGUCCUUGACAAGCUGCUGCCCAAGAUGAAGGCUCAGGGCUCCCGUGUGCUGAUCUUCAGCCAGAUGACCAGGAUGCUGGACAUCUUGGAGGACUACUGCAUGUGGCGCAACUUCGGCUACUGUCGCCUGGACGGACAGACGCCCCACGAGGAGAGACAGAUCUCCAUCAACGCGUACAAUGAGGAGGACAGCCCUAAGUUCAUCUUCAUGUUGAGCACCAGGGCCGGAGGGCUGGGUAUUAACCUGGCCACAGCUGACGUGGUCAUCCUCUACGACUCAGACUGGAACCCUCAGGUCGACCUACAGGCCAUGGACCGAGCUCACAGGAUUGGUCAAAAGAAGCAGGUGCGCGUGUUCCGUUUCAUCACGGAAAACACAGUAGAGGAGAGGAUCGUGGAGCGGGCCGAGAUGAAGCUCCAACUGGACUCCAUUGUCAUCCAGCAAGGAAGGCUAGUGGAUCCCAACGCCAACAAGCUGGGGAAGGACGAGAUGCUGUCUAUCAUCCGGCACGGCGCCACGCACGUCUUCGCCUCCAAGGAGAGCGACAUCACCGACGAUGACAUCGACGAGAUCCUGGAGCGAGGCGAGAAGAAGACCAUGGAGUUGAAGGAGAAGAUGAACACCAUGGGCGAGAGCUCCCUGAGGAACUUCACCAUGGAGUCCGACAACAGUGUGUACACCUUCGAAGGAGAGGACUACAGGGAGAAGAAGAAGGUGGUCACCAACUGGAUCGAGCCACCCAAGAGAGAGAGGAAGGCCAACUACGCAGUGGAUGCCUACUUCAGAGAGGCCCUGCGUGUCAGCGAGCCCAAAGCACCCAAGGCUCCUCGUCCACCUAAGCAGCCCAAUGUGCAGGACUUCCAGUUCUUCCCCCCAAGGCUGUUUGAACUGCUGGAGAAAGAGAUCUUAUUCUACAGGAAGACUAUCGGCUACAAGGUUCCUCGUAACCCAGAACUGCCCAACUCUGCUCAGCACCAGAAGGAGGAGCAGGCCAAGAUUGACGAGGCCGAGGGCCUAUCAGAGGAGGAGCUGGAGGAGAAGGAGAACCUCCUCUCGCAGGGCUUCACCAUCUGGAAUAAGCGUGACUUUAACCAGUUCAUCAAAGCCAAUGAGAAGUGGGGGAGAGAUGACAUCGAGAACAUCGCCAGAGAGGUGGAGGGCAAAACCCCAGAGGAAGUCAUUGAAUAUUCCGCUGUGUUCUGGGAGCGCUGCAACGAGCUGCAGGACAUUGAGAAGAUCAUGGCUCAGAUCGAGAGGGGAGAGGCCCGCAUCCAGAGGAGGAUCAGCAUCAAGAAAGCACUGGACACAAAGAUUGGUCGCUACAAGGCGCCGUUCCACCAGUUGAGGAUCUCGUACGGCACCAACAAGGGGAAGAACUACACGGAGGAGGAGGACCGCUUCCUCAUUUGCAUGCUGCACAAGUUGGGCUUCGAAAAGGAGUCGGUCUACGACGAGCUGCGCCAGUGCAUCCGCAACUCGCCCCAGUUUCGCUUCGACUGGUUCCUCAAGUCCAGGACCGCCAUGGAGCUCCAGAGGCGAUGCAACACCCUGAUCACCCUGAUUGAACGAGAGAACAUGGAGCUGGAGGAGCGGGAGAAGGCAGAGAAGAAGAAGAAAGGACCACGGAGUCAGUCUUCUGCUCAGAAGCGUAAGGGAGAAGGGACCCCAGACCCGCGAGGAGGCCGCAGGAAAAAGCUAAAGCUGUGAGGCGGUGGUGGUCAGAAUGAGGGCAGCGGCAGACAGCAGUAUAGUAGUCGUAGCGUCUGUUUGUUUUGUACGGGUUACCGUGGUGAUACAUGAUGAUGAUUUACUGUAUAAAACCCAAGAGGACUGAACUUUUCUUCACUAUAGCGUGUCGUUCUAUCUAGAAGAUUCCAGGAGGGAACCUAGGUUCUUAGUGUCGAUUUAAGGCAGCCCCCCGCACCUCUCUGAUUCAGAGGGGGUGGGUUAAAUGCGGAAGACACAUUUCAGUUAUACAACUGACUAGGUAUCCCCCUCUCCCUAUUGUAUUCCUUCUAUUCACAGGCCUGCUAGUAGGGACUAGCUGACAUACUGCAGCUGCGCUGAUUUAGUUGAAUAUUCUUUUUGUUGUUUUAGUUUUCUACCCUUUUUUACUAGUACUUGAGGUGACGAGAAAUGUAUUUAUGCCUGUUGGUUAUGUUAUCACAUUCCAUUGUUGUACCGAUACCUGUAUGUACCGAUACCUGUAUGUAUCCCCCCUCCCACUCUGUUAUGUUACCGACCUACAUUGUAGAAAAUGUAUUUUUGGAACGUGUCACUAAUAAAUUUCCCCUUUUUUAAA